Anopheles coluzzii is the source of this 5323-nucleotide messenger RNA. RefSeq names its product protein mesh (gene mesh). Gene Ontology annotation, biological process: cell-matrix adhesion. NCBI's taxonomy places the organism in Eukaryota, Metazoa, Arthropoda, Insecta, Diptera, Culicidae. The coding region runs from base 330 to 4625 and encodes 1431 amino acids. The transcript is spliced from 9 exons. The record is from RefSeq and is a predicted model, not a curated record.
GACCCUGUGUUGCGCUCCAUCAGAAACCGUGGGGACACCUGCCCAGCUAUCCCAGUUAUCGACAAGACAACGCCCAAAGCGGUUGGGCAUCCUGGGCAUCCGUGAACGUGCCAGUAGAAGUGCAGAAAUAGUGUUUUACCUAUAAGCCUUUGGUCCGAGUGAAAUUGUGUGUGGAAUAGCAGUGAGAAAGGAGUGCAGUGAGUGGUGGAGUCCUGUAGAACAGACAGUGUAGUGGGAGCUACCGGAAGCUCCAGCAAAUUAUUUGCCCCGUACCGGUGCCCAACUUCAACAAGCAAACAGAACGCGUCCCCGGCACGCGCAGCACAGCCAUGCGGUGGAAGUUACUUCUGCUGCUUUUCUGUGCGGUAUCGCUGAUCUCCCUAUCAACCAGUGCCGCCGCAGAGGAGCACGAGCAAGAGCAGGAUGACGCAACGGACGACGACUACGAUGCGGUAGCGGCAGAGAAUGAGGAGCAAACCGAACCGGAGGAGCAAACCGAUCCAAGCGACGAACCGGAAGACACCGAUCAAAAAACGAACGAGGACGUGAUCGACGUCGACACGGACGCAGUGGACGAGGGCAAGGAUAAGAAGGGCAGAUACUACAACUAUGCCGACUUUCUGUCGGAGCUCGAUAUGUCCGACUCCAACUACAAUUGGGAAGAUCCAAUGAAUCGCGUCCAGCCGAAGGAACCGCCGACCCACAGCAUCGACGGUGGGUACAUCAUCAACCCGACCCGGCUCGCCCAGAUCCGGCGCAACUUCCUGUACCCGUUCUACGAUCGGGGCGGCCCGGAAGAUACCGGCGAUCUGCAGCGCGACAUACACGCCUCGAUGCCGCAGGUCCACAAGAACUUCAACUUUCAGCUGCCGUUUUUCGGCUUCCGGUUCAACUAUACGCGCGUGUCGAUGAACGGCUUUCUGGAGUUUUCCGACCCGCCCGAACACUACACCUACCCGCUGUCGUUCCCGAUCAAGGACUGGCCACAGCGCAACGACCCCUCGUUCAUCGGCAUCUUCUUCUCCAAGUGCCGGAUCGGGCGCAUCUACCAGACGGACUUUGACCAGCGGGCGCCCGGCGUGUACUUCCGGAUGGAGCGCGAUCUGAUGACGCGCACUGAUCGGGCGGGCGUCGAGAUGCGCGAGCGCGUCAUGUGGGACAUCCGGGAGGGUGUGGUCGGGUCGGACACGUUCGUGCCGAAGCACGUCAUCAUCACGACCUGGAAGAACAUGAGCUUCGCCGGCGGCAUUGACAACUCGCUCUACCGGACGAACUCGUUCCAGAUGGUGCUGGCCACCGAUGAGGUGUACACGUACGCCAUCUUUAACUAUGCGGAAAUCAACUGGUCCUCGCACACGGAGGCCGGCGGCGACACGACCGGUGGAGAAGGUGGCGUUCCCGCCUAUAUCGGCUUUAACGCGGGCAAUGGUACGCAGGCGUACGAGUACAAACCGUACAGCCAGGCGUCCGUGCUGCGCGACCUGACCGGGCGUGGCUGGGCGAACGGUUUCCCCGGCCGGCACAUCUUCCGCAUCGACGAGCGCAUCAUGCUCGGCACGUGCAACAAGGACAUUGACGCGUCCCAUCUGCCGCUGGUGUUUGCGCCCGAGUCGGGCAACAUGCUGGGCGGCACGGUGGUGAACAUUACCGGGCCGUGCUUUACCCGCGAGGACCGCAUUGCCUGCCGGUUCGACACGGAGGAGGUGGUCGGCACGGUCGUCGACACGAACCGGGCCAUCUGCAUCCAGCCGUUCCUGAAGGCGCAGGGCUACAUCCGGUUCGAGAUUUCGAUCGGCACGGAUCGGUUCAAGUGGCGCGGGCGCUACUUCGUGGAGACGCCCGCCACCGCCACCGAUCGGAUCUUCUUCGAGACGGACGACGUGCACCGGCGCAACCCGAACGAGAUCCGUAUCACCUGGAACCGGUUCAACCUGACGACGAACCUGAACGCGAACGUGCAGAUCUCGCUGUGGGGCUACCGGGAGGCGACGAUCCGGCCCGAGCUCGAGUUCAUCGACAUGAUCGAGACGCAGCUGACCAACACGGGCGCGUACACGAUCAUCCCGGCGAACUACCGGAUGCGCGACAACCCGCGCACGGUCGACAUGCAGUUUGGCUUCAUUCAGAUCAACCUCACCAAUCCGGAGCAGUACAACAAUUUGCGCAUUUCACCCAUCCUGUGGUCGAAACCGAUCCCACUCGGUUGGUACUUUGGACCGCAGUGGGAGCGCAUCCACGGGCGUAACUGGCCCCGGGCCCUGUGCGACAACUGGCUGCGGACGGAUCGGUUCCUGCGCAACUUUGCCCAUGAGCUGCCGAUCUGUCCGUGCACGCUCGAGCACGCGCUGCACGACAAGGGCCGCUUCCUGCCGGAUCCGGACUGCGACCGGGACUCGAACCCGACCUGCCUGCAGCACCGCGGUGCCAUCCACUGCGUCCGAUCCGGGCAGCCGACGGUACAAGGGUCGGAACAGCAGUGCUGCUACGACCGUAACAGCUACCUGAUGCUGUCGUACGACCAGAUGUGGGGUUCGCGGCCCCGCCGUAACCACAACAUUGGUCAGAUCCCCUGGAACGAAGCCAACAAGGUGCCGACGCUGUCCUCCUGGUUCCACGACGUCCGCCCGUACUACUCCUGCUGCAUGUGGCAGGACGAGCAGGCGGUCGGCUGCGAAACGUUCCGGUUCGAGCGGCGACCGUCGCAGGACUGCAUCGCCUACCAGUCCCCCGGUGUGGCCGGCGUGUUCGGCGACCCGCACAUCGUCACGUUCGACGGGCUGCAGUACACGUUCAACGGUAUGGGCGAGUUUGUGCUGCUGCGCGGUAAUAAUGGGCGCGAGCGGAUCGAUGUGCAAGGCCGGUUCGAGCAGGUGGCGCGCAACAUCCAUGGUCCGGUGAUGGCCACCCAGCUGACGUCGAUAGCGGCGCGCGGCAACACGUCCACGAUUAUUGAGGUGAGGUUGCGGCCGCGUGAAGCCCAGUGGCGCUACCGGCUGGACGUGUUUGCGGACCAGCGGCGCAUCUACUUCGACCGGCAGAGCCUCAAGUUCCAGCACUUCCACGGUGUGACCGUGUACACGCCGACCUACAUCCUCAACCAGUCGGAGGUGGUGAUCAUGUUCUCGUCCGGCGUCGGUGUGGAGGUGGUGGAGAAUAAUGGCUUCAUGACGGCACGCGUCUACACACCCUGGAGCUUUAUCAAUAAAACGCGCGGUCUGUUUGGCAACUGGAGCUGGGACAUGCAGGACGAUCUGGUGACCCCUGGAGGAGCGAUCAUCACACCCAACAUCAACAAUUUCCAGAACGUUCACGAACAGUUUGGAUUACAAUGGAUGCUCUCCGAUCGGGAGGUAGAGAACAUCGGGCAGGCACUGUUUACGCGCGAGUUUGGCCGCACCUCGAGCUACUUCGCCAACGCCAGCUUCAUACCGAACUUUGUGCGGGAACCGGCCAACUUCCUACCGCCGAACCGGUCCCAGGACGUGAUACGAGCGGAGGAGCUGUGCGGUGAGAGCUACCAGUGUCGGUACGAUUUCGGCAUGUCGCUCAGCCGGGAGAUGGCCCACUUCACCAAGAAUUAUCACGCGAGCGUCAUCAACAUACAGACGGUAAACGAAAAACGUGUUGUAUCGUGUGGUAUACUGGAGACACCCCGGUUUGGCCGUAAGUCCAACUUCCUCUUCACACCCGGGGCGCGCGUAUCGUUCGAAUGUAACGAGGGCUUCUUCCUGAUCGGCGACUCGCGUCGCAUCUGCAUGGAGAACGGCCAGUGGGACGUACCGGAGCACGGAUACACGGAAUGUUUGCGUGGUGUGUUCUAUUCGCGCCGUACCGCUUGGAUCGCGAUCGGCAUUGUCAUUGCUGUGAUCAUACCGCUGCUGCUGUGUAUCGUGUGCGGCGUGUACUGUCUGCGCAAGCGCAAGCGCAAGGAGGACCCGGACUGGCGGCUCCCGCUGCCGUCCCGCUCGGGGUCGCGCGCCACCCUGCGCAAGGGCGACGACAGCGAGUUUGACGACACGACGAUCAAGAAGACGCUUCGGUACGACGCGACCUACCGGACGAACGAGCCGCUCGAGGGCAAACCGAACAUACAGUUCGAGCCGAAAAAGAUGGACCUGGACGAGGAAGAUAUCACGUCCUCGGAAGGAGGUGAAUAUAGCGCUAGGGUUGCACGUGAUAUCGAGUAUAAAAACCUGGCUGAUCACAAACAACUAGGUCGGCGCAGUCAGCGUGGCGUAGGCGGGCUGCAGCAGGCGGGCCUGUUCUCCGGCGAGGAGGAGGAGGACGACGACGACCCGAAGGGAUAUCCGCCGCCACCGCCCCCGAUGAGCCAGCAGCAGCAGCAGCAGCAGCAACAGCAGCAGCAGCAGCGUAGUAUGCAGCCCGAAUCGCCCACCCAGACGUACGGUGCGUACAGCCCAACGUUCAGCGACAUCGAUCAGGUCAGCAGCUUCGCCACCGAGGACAACUCGCCGCUCAAUCAGCGCCGGCCGCAGAACGGCAACCUGUCGCCGAUGCCCAACACGAGCCGCAGCUACUACACCGGCGAGCAGGGCCAGACGCAACCGCUGGUCCAGAACGUCGGACUGCCCAACCGCAUGGACAGCCGCUCGACGGAGGUGUAAGGAGUAUGGUUUAGCAUGGUAAACCCAACCCUGGAGACAUCUUCCUUGUAUCAGUAUAUGACAGACACAUAGAACACACACAUUUACACAAACACAGAUAUACACACACAGACACACAGAUGCCAAUGGGUAUGUGUUUUGGAAAUGUUUCUUUCUCCCCAACUCCUCCCAGCACCCCCCCUAACUAACCAUGGCAGGUUUGACAGGUAGAAGUUCGGUUUAGUUGCAAAAGCGCAGCACUAAGAAAAUAGCUUAAUAUAUCGGGCAGCAGUGCCCUUGCUAGGAAGAACGUAACCAGUUUCGCAGCAGUUGAAGUGUUAAUCUUAUCGUGUAAGGAAUAGGAGCGCACCGAGUGCCGAGAGAGUACCUCUCAGCAGCAGCACAGAGGAGGCAUUCUUGGAGGUCUGCAGAGAUAAGAUAAGGCACUCGCUAGACCACCUCGAACGGUGUGUGCUCGAUUUCAGUUUUUUUUGUUCGCAAUAAGCAGUAUUUUAGAUAUCCUCCAUUUUGGACAACACCUCAACAACUCGUACGAGUGUUGUUGUGAGGUCUCAUUAUAUUGACAGACUAAUAGCAACUCUUCUCCAAGAAAAAAACAAACAAACAAAAGCACAGCAAUGGCAAUGCCCGGUUUUUGACGAUCAAGCGCUGUACCAAGACGUCCUGAAAAAUGAGACUUACUGUACCAUCUGCACCAA